Molecule: messenger RNA, 901 nt
Organism: Fukomys damarensis (Damara mole-rat)
Lineage: Eukaryota; Metazoa; Chordata; Mammalia; Rodentia; Bathyergidae
Gene: Cmtm2
Product: CKLF like MARVEL transmembrane domain containing 2
Exons: 4
Coding region: 127-840 (237 amino acids)
Cellular component (GO): membrane
Source: RefSeq, a predicted model, not a curated record
GCCUUUGGCCGCCCUGGCGGUUAGCUGAGCGCGGUCUCUGAACAGGUCGGUAGACACCAGGCUCACUUGUAUGCCAGACCUGUCCAGGGACCAUAGACCGUGAGAAGCUGAGGAUUCAGGCCACCAAUGGCUGAUAAAGGACCCCCACAUCCUGCCAAACCCGGGGAGGAAAACAAGGAUGAAAAAAAGGAAGGGGAUCAGCUCAAGGUGCAGCCCAAGGAUGAAGUGGGUACGAGGAAGGGAUGCCGCCGCUACCGAUGGGAACUCAACGACAGCAACAAAGAGUUCUGGGUCCUCGGGCACGGCCCAGUCAAGUUCCUGAGUUUGGGCUGCCUGAUUGCAGCACUGUUCCUGUUCUGGUCAACCUUCAGCGUGCACCCCAUCUUGACGCUCAUCAUCACCAUGGAGAUAUCCAUCUUCUGCUUCUUUAUUCUGCUCUACACCUUCGCCCUCCACAGAUACAUGCCCUUCAUCCUGUGGCCUGUUGCUGACCUUCUCAAUGACCUGUUCAUUUGUGUGUUCCUCGGUGGAGGCAUAUACUUUGCUGUACAGAAGCAACCGGAAAUGCCAGUAAACUACUUAAUUGCUGUGGUCCUUAUGGGUGUGGCUGCAUUUUUUGCUUUUCUUGAUAUAUAUUUUCAAAGAAAACACUUCAAAGGCAAGAGAAUCAAAAGGAAUAUACUGGUCCCACCACAGCCAGACAAAUCGGCAGCAGCUCAAGGAGAAAAGACACCUGGCAAAGAACCAGAAAAGCCAGGUGACAAGGGCAAACCUGCAGAUAAGGCAGCAGCAGACAAAGGCAAAGAAAAGGACAAAGCACCACCAAAGGGAAAGAAGUAACUCGAAGAUGACUCCGGUUGUCAGAAAUGACAGUGUAUUUUAUAGUAAAAGUUUCACUGUC